This is a messenger RNA of Haliotis rufescens (red abalone), 1790 nucleotides long. RefSeq names its product probable methyltransferase-like protein 24. The record is from RefSeq and is a predicted model, not a curated record. Bases 42 to 929 code for a protein of 295 amino acids. The transcript is spliced from 6 exons. NCBI's taxonomy places the organism in Eukaryota, Metazoa, Mollusca, Gastropoda, Lepetellida, Haliotidae.
CUCCCUCCACGUCACAGUUCAGACAGGUGAAGAGCAGGACCAUGGCGUUCGGAAUCAAGGCAGUAGCCGCAGCGUUUGUAGGCGUUCUAAUAUUUCUAGUAUUUGUCCUUUAUUCAACACGGGAACAGACUGGAUACACUGGGGAUAAAGGCCCAAGCGGCUUUUCAAAUGCAGGUUUUCAAGCACCACCAUCAUUGCCAGUGAAAACACUUACAAAUUAUAAGGAUCCUUUGAAGAUUACAGAAUGGUGGCAGGCAUCCUCUCUCUUGAAGUGGGACUGGGAGAAACCACCUGAGUACAAGUGCACUCCUAUAGUAAGGAAAGGUAACUGGCAUGUCUGCAUGGACGGGAACUACGCUGUGAAACCGCCUUGUCUGGUCUACUCGUUUGGAAUCUGGGACGACUGGUCUUUUGAUGAUGCAAUGGGGGCCCUUGGCUGUGAAGUUCAUUCUUUUGAUCCGAGUAUUGGCUUGAAGGACUUCAACAGAAGCAAGAAUGUCCACUUCCACGACAUUGGACUCUCAGGGACGGACAGUGACUCGUAUGUCGCUACUAAAGACAUAUAUGUAAAAAACAAACAGAUUUGGAAAAUCAGACGCCUCGAGAGUAUCAUGAAGAUGCUAGGUCAUACAAAUAGACACAUCGAUGUCCUGAAGAUUGACGUGGAGACAAGCGAGUGGCCGACAGCGAAGGACCUGGCAGAGUCCGGCGUGCUGUCCAAGGUUCGCCAGUUCGCCGUGGAGUGGCACCUAUUUCCCGCCUAUCCCAGCAAAGACAAAUACGUGGAGUUUUAUACUAGUGUGCAGGGCAUGAAAGACAAGGGAUUACGCACAUUUAGAGCCGACUUUCAUAACAGAAAGUACGGAGAAGAAAGCUGGACUUUGCAGGCAGAUGUGAAUUACGUCAAUAUACUAUUUAAAGGGAACUGAAUCAUUGUUCAAAUUCAUCAACAGACAUUCACACUAUUUAAAUACAUCUGGGAAAGCGUUUGGCACUAUUCCUAUCUUUAUACAAUUUCAUAUAUCUCGAAGUGAUUUUUGUGCAUUGUGGAAAUAUCUAUACAUGACAUAGAUCGCAUUUAUAUAACUAUGUAAAGGCGGUUUAUGACGAACAACAUAAGUUUGCAAUCACAGGUUCUCAAUGCCGACGCCAUUUUGUUAUAGACGUAAGUAAAAAUCAUGUGGUAUCUAACAGUGUCUGAUCGAUUGUAUACGACUAACAUAUCUUUGACAACCAUUCACACGCCAAAUACGAGUUUAAAAACAGUCAAAAGUUGGUGAAAAUAUGUUAGCCGAUUAAUUUCUGGCCAACACUUUUUCAAACUUCACAAAGUAGAUUGUAUACUGUUUUCGCACUGUUCAUAUACACAAAGAUGCUUGUAAACAGAAGUCGGCAAACUUGUGUUUGUCGUCGCGUCAUAAGGUAAAACCGAUUCCUAGUACAAAACCUGCAUGUUUCAUUGGCUGACUGCAAGUACAGCGUCAUAGCAUGUAAACCAAAGAAGCAGAGGAAGAACUUUGAAGGAUACCAUUAGUCAGAGAACUAGUGCCACGGAACAGUUGGCAUGGCAACGCAUAAAUAAUGACGGUUUCUGUAUUUCAUUAUAAGAGCUUGGAAGCAAAAACAGAGACGUUUUCUCAGAAAUAUAAAACAGGAUAGGAAUUAUAAUAAACGGUUAUUUAUGUCGAAAUAUACAGUAAGCGGGCUUAACUUGUCAAUAUGUUCAUAUUAGAUUUAGCUGCUCAUAUGCAUAAUCAUGACAACCCAUGAAUAUAUAUGGUCUUAUCGUU